This is a messenger RNA of Phyllopteryx taeniolatus (common seadragon), 509 nucleotides long. RefSeq names its product cytochrome b-c1 complex subunit 7 (gene uqcrb). The record is from RefSeq and is a predicted model, not a curated record. The coding region runs from base 64 to 396 and encodes 110 amino acids. NCBI's taxonomy places the organism in Eukaryota, Metazoa, Chordata, Actinopteri, Syngnathiformes, Syngnathidae. Gene Ontology annotation, biological process: mitochondrial electron transport, ubiquinol to cytochrome c. The transcript is spliced from 4 exons.
GCGUCUUUUCUGGUAUAUGUCUUACCCACAAUGCAUCGCGCUCUUUCCCACAGCUAACUCAACAUGGCGUCGAGGGCACCAGUGGCUUCAGGCAGGCUUCUGUCCAGUGUGCGCAAAUGGUACUACAAUUUAAGCGGCUUCAACAAGAUCGGUUUGAUGCGAGACGACACGAUACACGAGGACGACGACGUGAAGGAGGCCCUGCGCAGGCUCCCGGAGAACGUCUACAACGACCGCAUGUUCCGCAUCAAGAGAGCUCUGGAUCUGUCCAUGAAGCACCAGAUCCUCCCCAAGGAUCAGUGGAGAAAAUACGAAGAGGAUGAGCCCUACCUGAUGCCGUACCUUGACGAAGUGGUCCGUGAGAGGAAAGAACGAGAGGAAUGGAUGAAGAAAUGAAUGAGAGACAGAUCGAGAGAGCUGGGCUGGUUAAAUCCUUGCAUGAAUAUCCGUGGCGUUGUAUAUUUAAGAUGAAAGUCUAUAUAGUCAUUAAAAUGUACAUUUUGAAACAA